AUGGCGCAUCCUUACUCGUACGACCUCGUCGGCGGGCGCGUGGAAGAAGAGCGCGACAACGAGCGCCCGCCGCCUCGCCGCCCGCGUCGCGCGGCGCGGCAGGACGUCUACGCGGUGCCGCCGACGCCGGAGGUCCCGGGCGCGGUGACGGGGGAGCAUCGCGACGGGCGCGCGACGUCGCGCGAUGCGAACGAUCUCGACGCGAACGCGACGAGCACGUCGUCCGCGCCGCGUCCGGUCGCGUCCCCGCGCCCGACGACGCUGAGAAGGCGCGAGGACGCGCCGCUCGCGAGCGCGCCGCCGCCGCCGCCGCGCCCCGGGCCGGCGACGCGAGGAGACGACGCCGGCGGACCGGAAUCGACGCUCGCGCGCUCGUCGCUCGGCGGCGGCGAUUCGACGACGACGCCCGUGCCGGUGUCCGCGCGGGAUCGGCGAGGCGCGGUCGCGACGCUCUCAGCGGGAUCGAGCGGCGGGUCGUUGCGAAACUCCGUCGCCGCCGCGCCGAGCGGCGGCAGCGACCGGUUGCGAGAUUCCACCGCGUUGCGAGAUUCCACCGCGCGCGACAGAGACAGAGCGGACAGAGAGCUCGCGAGACACAGCAAGGCGAUGGCGAGGCAGUCCGCGAGCGCGAGCAAGAUCCUCUCCAGGGCGUCCACGAUGGAGAACGAGGGGAAGAGCAAGUCCGAGAUCUUGAUGGAGACGGCGAUGUUACAGCGGUUGGCGGUGAGGAAAGAAGAGAAGCGCGAAGCGCGACGCGAGGCGCGAAGAUCCGAGGCUCGGAUGUCGCGCGCGUCGCGCGCGAGCCGCUCGAGCAACGUCAGCAGCGCGAGCGUCGCGUCAUCGGACGACUCCGUGGGUUUCUUCGACUUCAACCGCGUGGACCGUUCGAGGAGUAGCAUGUCGAGGUCUUCGAAAGCGAAGAGCGGCGGAGGGUAUUUCGACGAAGAGGAAGAGGACGAGUACGUCGACAGCUCCGACUUCGACAGCUCCGACUCCGACUCCGACGACGAAGACCUCUCGGACGAACACACGCGGCUCUUAUAUCUCGUCUCGCUGUACAACUCGAAACGCGCGGAGGAGGACGACCCGGACGCGGACGACGAGGGCAUGAACAAAAACGUGUGGCUGCGCAAAGUUCCGUUGCUCGUGCUCGUGUACGAAGCCGUGAUCGCCGAAGUGUUGGAUUUCGAUUACGCGCCCGCGCCGGACAUCGUCGCCGGGUCGCGCGUGUACAUGAACGUCUCUCAGGAAGGCCGCGACCACUUGGACACGCUUCGAGAGGCGGGGUUUUUGUACGGCCUGAAGCUCUCGUCGAAAAAGUACCAGAGCACGGUCGCGUUGAGGAUAACGUCCUUGGGGGAGGAGUUUUUGGAGAAGAAACUCACGGACGAGAUGCGCGAGCAGGUGCACAAGGUCGCGUACCCGCCCGGGGCGAGCCCGUGCGAGGAAAACCUGCUGAAGGUAACCUGGGACGCGGAAGAGGGCGCGUUCAUGCUGGUGAACAAAAACGGGUACUCGCGCGCGAGCACCAUCACGGACAUCGAGGACGUGUCGUACGUCUCGUCGCCGUACCUCCCCGCGUCGUUGCGGCGGUGGGGUCGGGAGAACAAACGGAACGACGGCCGCGUGGACGAUCUCAAGGGCGCGGUGAAUAACAUCAAAGACGAGCUGGACGAAAACAUCACGAUCGACGACGUGAGGAUUUUGAUCGGCGAGUGGAUCCCCAUGGGCGCGAACCAGAUGGUCGCGCUCAACGAUAAGCUCGGCAGCAGCGAACGCGUCCAGGGCGGCUUCUUCACGAGCGUCGUCGAUCUCAACCCGGACAGCUCGGAGUUCAUCGGCGAGAGCGAAGGUCUGACCGAGGUGGACAUCCUAGACUUCGACGAGACCGCGUUCGUGAACUUCGAAGCGGAGGUGCACUUCCCCGAGGACGAGGGCAUCGUCCAGGUUGAGAUGUUCGGUGUGCACAUCCACUGCGAAGGCCACUUAAUAUACGGCAUGGAGUGCGAAGCCGUGGAGACCUCGGGAGGGAGGGAAAAGAUCUCGUUGGACAACCUCUCGCGGCUCCUCGUGGACGUCCACGUGGACUCGUCGAAGAUCAUCGAUAACUUGAUCUCGCCGCACCAGCGCGUGAUGCUCGAUUUGACGUACUUGGGCGACGCGGAGCGACGCGAGAAGUACAACGUGAUCUUGUGCUCGCGGAUUCAGAGUCGGGGCGAGGAGCGCAUGCCCACGGCGGAGGAGUUUCUCGACCGCGGAGAGAACGAGAACGAGAUCAAGCAAGUCAUCGGAGACACGCAGGCGAGCUUUCAGCUCAGCCCGGACGACGAGGUGUUCAUCCUAGGAAAGAACGGGAUGAUCCUGUGCAGCAAGGAUGUCGAACGGUUCGAGCCGCAGAUUGUCGCGUACUUGUCGCUCAUGACGAGGAACAUGUUCAUGCGGUCGCUGUUUCAGCGGACGUUCAUUCUCGCGGACACGCUCAAGUACAUCCGCGAGCUCAUCGAGCACUUCGAGGCGGACCCGAACUCGGUCACGACGAUUCGUAACUUAAUCUCCGAAGCGUCCGGGGACAUCAUCUUACUCUCCGAAGUCCAGAGUUAUCUCGCGGAGUCGCUGGAGGAGGUGGAGAUCCCGGAACCGUGCGACGAUAAAGCGUCCAAACGCCUCGAGAAAAUCUUACACAUCGAGUCCACGCAGAAACGGAUGGUCCGUCGCGUGAACGACAUGUACAAGAACAUCGAAGGCGCGAGAGGCGAGGUGGCGUCGCUGCGAUCGAUGGCGGACGUCGUCACGGAAGGGAAGGAGCUGAAAGUCCAAGAGGCGGUGCAGAACAACACGAAGAACUUGGAGGAUGUGUUUCGCGCCAACGAGCGCGCGAGCAAAUCGCUCGAGAUCAUGCAGGUCGUCCUCGCCGGGUCCCUCGCGUUCGACUGCAUCGACCGCCUGCACGGCUUGUACCUCGGGAUCGCGUCUGACGUCGACUGGUCCGUGGACGCGUUCAAGGUGGUGUACGAAACCCCCGGUCUUCUUCUCCUCGUGAACUUGUUCUGGUGGGCGGUGAUCGGCAUUUUCAUCCAGUCGCUCAUUAAAAAUCUCGCGGAAGUCGCGCGCGGGGUCAUGAGCAUCCGGUACAAGAUCAACCAGAAAGUCGACUGGGACGCGUUCGAGGCGUUCAUGCUCGAGAUGAGCCCGGAGGUGGAGGACGGGGACUCGGACAAGAACACGAACAUCAAGAAGUUCACGUGGGACGAGAAGGACGAAGCGCUGUGGCAAGGACGCCCUCCGCGCAUCGAAGUCACCAUGGACGCGCGCUACCACUUCCUCCUCAAAGCCUUCCUUCAGAUCAGCACGAAGAAGUCCAAGGUGUCGCAAGCGGAGGCGAAGCUGAUUUUUUUCCGACGCUUACGCGACGCCGGCGUGUUAUCCGGAAUCGUGGCCGGGCUCGAGGACGAGCAAGACGUCGAGGAGUGGGCGGAGAAGCAGCGGCGGGCGCAAAAAGAAAACGCGAAGCAACGCGCCGCGCGGCUGCUCGGGGAUUCGUACGAGGUCGAGGAAAUGAAGCUCAAGUCCGCGGGGUUCGCGAAGCACCACGCGCGGUCGUUCAAGGCGAAGACGGAUGAAGAGGACGACGCGCGGUAGAACUAGAUAGAUGUAUUUUGAAACGGCGACUCG
Micromonas pusilla CCMP1545 is the source of this 3672-nucleotide messenger RNA. RefSeq lists its product as uncharacterized. The transcript has a single exon. NCBI's taxonomy places the organism in Eukaryota, Viridiplantae, Chlorophyta, Mamiellophyceae, Mamiellales, Mamiellaceae. The coding region runs from base 1 to 3639 and encodes 1212 amino acids. The record is from RefSeq and is a predicted model, not a curated record.